CGUCUCGGGUCGCUAAUUACUGAGGAAAUUGGCCCAGCGCGCUGCGGAGCUCCUCGCCCAGAGCCGGUGGCUGCCGCCCCACGCCGACGCCUCCGCUGCAGGGAUGGAGGUGAUGGACAGCUGCCAGUUCUCCCCGUCCGAGCUCUUCUAUGACAGCUCCUGCCUCUCCUCCCCGGAGGGCGAGUUCCCCGAGGAUUUUGAGCCCCGGGACCUGCCUCCCUUCGGCGCCCACGACCCCCCCGAGCCCGCCUGCUCCGAGGAAGAGGAGCACGUCCGAGCUCCCACUGGCCACCACCAGGCCGGCCACUGCCUCAUGUGGGCUUGCAAAGCCUGCAAGAGAAAAUCCACCACAAUGGACCGGCGGAAGGCGGCCACCAUGAGGGAGAGGAGGAGGCUGAAGAAAGUGAACCAGGCUUUUGAGACCCUGAAGAGAUGCACCACCGCCAACCCCAACCAAAGACUCCCCAAAGUGGAGAUCCUGAGAAACGCCAUCAGAUACAUCGAGAGCCUCCAGGAGCUCUUGAGGGAACAGGUAGAAAACUACUACCACCUGCCGGGACAGAGCUGCUCCGAACCGACCAGCCCCACUUCCAGCUGCUCCGACGGGAUGGCCGACUGCGGCAGCCCCGUCUGGUCGGCGAGAGGCAGCAGCUUCGACGCCGUCUACUGCUCCGGGAUGGCCCACGGGUAUGCCGCCGAGCAGAGCAGCGCCCUGUCCAGCCUGGAUUGCCUCUCCAGCAUCGUGGACCGGCUCUCCCCGGCCGAGGAACCGGGGCUGCCCCCCCGCGACGCCGAAUCCCUCUCGCCCAGCGCCAGCAUCGACUCGGGGCCGGGGACGCCCGGGACGCCGCCGCCCCGACGGACCUACCAGGCGCUAUGAGGGGGUCCGGGGGGGGGACCGGUACCCCGAGCCUUGUCGUUGCUUUUCUCCCCCCCCCCCCCCAAAAAAAAAAAAACUUCCCGGGG
This is a messenger RNA of Aquila chrysaetos chrysaetos, 966 nucleotides long. RefSeq names its product myogenic factor 5 (gene MYF5). Gene Ontology annotation, biological process: positive regulation of myoblast differentiation; muscle organ development; regulation of transcription by RNA polymerase II. Lineage: Eukaryota; Metazoa; Chordata; Aves; Accipitriformes; Accipitridae. Gene Ontology annotation, molecular function: protein dimerization activity; DNA-binding transcription factor activity, RNA polymerase II-specific; RNA polymerase II cis-regulatory region sequence-specific DNA binding. The record is from RefSeq and is a predicted model, not a curated record.